Molecule: messenger RNA, 1791 nt
Organism: Erinaceus europaeus (western European hedgehog)
Lineage: Eukaryota; Metazoa; Chordata; Mammalia; Eulipotyphla; Erinaceidae
Gene: GBA1
Product: glucosylceramidase beta 1
Exons: 11
Coding region: 124-1740 (538 amino acids)
Biological process (GO): glucosylceramide catabolic process
Molecular function (GO): glucosylceramidase activity
Source: RefSeq, a predicted model, not a curated record
UCUGGAAUGAACGCGCCGGGCUCACCACAGGGUACCGCAGGGAACUGCAACUGUUUUCAGUGAAUCCUCAGUUCCUUGGAGGCUCUGAAAUUCUACAGUCUUCCCUUUGGUGAUCCUGGGGCGAUGGAGCUGUCCAAUCGUUCUAGAGAGGAAUGCCCCAAGCCCCUGAACAGGGGAGGGGCCAUGGCUGCCAGCCUUGCAGGACUGGUGCUACUCCAGGCAGUGACAGGGGUACUGGCUGCUCGCCCUUGCAUCCCCAAAAGCUUCGGGUACAGCUCGGUGGUGUGUGUCUGCAAUGCCACCUACUGUGAUUCUCUGGACCCCUUGACCCUGCCUGCUCAUGGCACCUUCAGCCGAUACGAGAGCACCCGCAGUGGGCGCCGCAUGGAGCUGAGCAAGGGACACUUCCAGGCUGACUACUCAGGCACAGGUCUGCUGCUGACCCUGCAGCCUGAUGAGAAGUUCCAGAAAAUAAAGGGGUUUGGAGGAGCCAUGACAGACGCGGCUGGUCUCAACAUCCUGGGCCUGUCACCCACGGCCCGGGAUUUGCUGCUCAGAUCAUACUUCUCUGAGGAAGGAAUUGAAUACAACAUCAUCCGAGUCCCCAUGGCCAGCUGUGAUUUCUCCAUCCGCACACAUACCUAUGAUGACACCCUGGAUGAUUUUCAGUUGCUUAACUUCAGCCUCCUGGAAGAGGAUGUGAAGCUCAAGAUCCCUCUGAUUCACCAGGCCCUGCAGUUGUCCCGGCGCCCUGUGUCACUCUUUGCCAGUCCCUGGACAUCGCCCACAUGGCUCAAGACCAAUGGAAAAGUGAACGGGAAGGGAUCACUCAAGGGCCAGCCAGGGGACCGCUACCACCAGACCUGGGCUAGAUACUUUAUCAAGUUCCUGGAUGCCUACGCUAAAUAUAAGCUGAAGUUCUGGGCAGUGACUGUGGAAAACGAGCCCACUGCAGGCCUACUCACUGGAUACCCCUUCCAGUGCCUGGGCUUCACACCCGAGCACCAGCGAGACUUCAUCUCCCGGGACCUGGGCCCUGCCCUGGCCAACAGCUCCCACAGGGAUGUGCGUCUGCUUAUGCUGGAUGACCAGCGCCUGCUGCUGCCCCACUGGGCCCAGGUGGUGCUGGCCGACCCUGAGGCUGCCAAGUACGUCUAUGGCAUCGCUGUACACUGGUACCUGGACUUUCUGGCUCCAGCCAAAUCUACGCUUGGAGAGACACACCGCUUGUUCCCCAAUACAGUGCUCUUUGCCUCAGAGGCCUGUGUGGGCUCCAAGUUCUGGGAGCAGAGUGUGCGAUUGGGAUCCUGGGACCGAGGCAUGCAGUACAGCCACAGUAUCAUCACGAACCUCCUGUACCAUGUAGUUGGCUGGACUGACUGGAACUUGGCCCUGAACCCUGAAGGGGGCCCCAACUGGGUACGCAACUUUGUGGACAGCCCCAUCAUCGUGGACAUCCAUAAGGACACAUUCUACAAACAGCCCAUGUUCUACCACCUCGGCCACUUCAGCAAGUUCAUUCCUGAGGGCUCCCAGAGAGUGGGGCUGGAUGUCAGCAUGAAGACAGACUUGGAGACAGUGGCGCUUUUGCGCCCUGAUGGAGCCGCAGUGGUGGUUGUGCUGAACCGCUCCUCAAAGGACGUGCCUGUCACCAUUAGGGACCCUGCCCUGGGCUUCCUGGAGACCAUCUCGCCUGGCUACUCUAUCCACACAUACCUGUGGCCCCGCCAGAGCCCCUGAUGGCAGGCGGACAUUGGAGCUCUACCUGGUAUUAAAGGGAGAGUAGGCUGA